Messenger RNA from Panicum virgatum (switchgrass), 3424 nucleotides. RefSeq names its product sugar transport protein MST1-like. The record is from RefSeq and is a predicted model, not a curated record. The transcript is spliced from 3 exons. Gene Ontology annotation, biological process: monosaccharide transmembrane transport. Gene Ontology annotation, cellular component: membrane. Bases 1673 to 3223 code for a protein of 516 amino acids. NCBI's taxonomy places the organism in Eukaryota, Viridiplantae, Streptophyta, Magnoliopsida, Poales, Poaceae. Gene Ontology annotation, molecular function: monosaccharide transmembrane transporter activity.
CCCAAAACCCGCGGAUAUCCGCCCCGAACCCGCUCCGCUGCCAUCCUUAGAUCCCAGGAUCCUAUGUUCUACUAUGUUAAGGUUCUUGCAUUGCACUCAGCUGAUUAGUUAGUGUUUGCUAACCAGCUGAGUAAAUUUAAAGGGGAUGUGCAUGUACUGCACGUCUGUAAUUUUUAACAUCUAUAACUUGUCAAAUACUUUAGAAAAUAGAAAUUGUUAUUGGAGCAGUAUUAUCACCAGCAUUACUUUUUAAAGGGGAGUUUGGUGCUUCUCCCUCCCAGUGAUGCCGUCAUGCGGAUGACGGUGAUGAUGAUCGAUGUCGCCAACGUCAGUGUCGAUUUUGGGAGGUUUGCCUUUCAAGACGAGAUGAAAUCAGGUUGGUUAUUAGAUCCUGUCUGUUUUGGUGGUUCAGCUCUCCUUCGGGGUUCUUCGUCGUCCGGUGGUUUGGAGUUUCCGAUUGUCCUUGAGGCGUCGGAGUCUUUGUUGCCUGACAAUGUGAUGGUCAAUCCAGCUGAGUCGUUCAAUAUUAACAAAGCAUGUCAUUUUUUAUGUGCUGGUGAAGACAACAUUCAAAAAAUAUGUUUCUUCGCCAGGGAGGAAGUCGGCUUCAAGUUGUGGGUUCCCGCUGCCGGUAGCGAGGAAGACCGGGAGGUGCUUACAAGGAUGGGGUUGUGCUUUCACUUUCUUUCCGGUAUGUCUUUAUAAGCUGUGGGCUGUAACUACUAAAAUAUGAAUGAAAUAUAAAUCCGGUUUCUAAAAAAACAAAAAGAAGGGCACCCCUCAAAGAAAAGAUGAAAAGAAAAUAAAGAUGCAUAUACAGCAAAUUAAAGAGUCUGUUCAUAGCUGUUGAAAUCACUCAGCCUUUUCUCAUUUGCUUAAUAUCUUGAUCAGAAAUGAUUGGGUGCGAAUCAAGAUCAAUAUAUAUAUGGAGCGAGAACAAGAUGUGAAAGGUCCAGACCGAGCUUGAAUUGCCUUAUGAGAACAAAAUAGCUGUAGUCUGCUCAGAGUCAGCAUCGUAUACCUUAAUUACAAAAACUUAGACACGUGUUGAGUAUAUAUACUACUAGUGUGCUAACUGCUAAGACAUCACAUCCCUUACAAUGACCAUCUACUAAUUCUCCUUUCUGGCGACAUGACUGGGGCAUAAAACUAGUGGGGAGCAUUAAGAGGAUAUGGUCUUCUGGAAAUUCAAAUAGUACAUCCAUCAUGCACGGUUGGAAGCGUAUCCUUUAUUUAAGAACGCGACAUUUCGGCACUUCAAAGAAUUUUAUUAUUUUCUAGCGUUAAAUAUAAUCGGUACGCUGUGAUUGCAGGAACAAAAAAAGAAAAAGAAAAAGACAUACGUUCGCCAGAUGUGUACAGAUGCGCCAAAUUUGAAUAUAGCAACGUGCACAAUUUUCUACAAUUUUGAAUUUUCUACUAUAGGCGGGGUUGCUUUUCUGGGGGAGUAUUAUUUUGCGUUGCUCUGCUCCUCCCCUUGCUUAGCUUGUUGCUUCUUAUUCGCUCAGUCAGUUUAGUUGUCAACUCUCCCGUCGAAAUCCAUACGCCUAUAUUGGCGACGAACCCCUUGCUCUCUCACUCUCGUUGCUGUGCCUGUCCCAACUCCCAAGUCGGCAAGUCCCAACCCAACCUCGCCUGCAAAGCUCGCCCGAGCACACGAGGAACGGCUGUAAUGGCGGGAGGGGGAUUCGUCGCGGCGGAGGGCGGCCGGGUGCGCGACUACAGCGGCGGCGUGACGUUCUCCGUCGUGGUCACCGGCCUCAUGGCAGCCUCCUGCGGCCUCAUCUUCGGCUACGACAUUGGCGUCUCAGGUGGCGUGACGCAGAUGGAGUCGUUCCUGGAGAGGUUCUUCCCGGAGGUGCUCCGCGGGAUGAGGAGCGCCAAGCGCGACGCCUACUGCAAGUACGACAACCAGCUGCUCACCGCGUUCACGUCGUCGAUGUACAUCGCCGGCAUGCUGGCCUCGCUGGUGGCCAGCGGCGUCACCAGGAGGGUGGGCCGCAGGGCCGUCAUGCUUGUCGGCGGCACCAUGUUCCUCGCCGGCUCCGUCAUCAACGCCGGGGCCGUCAAUAUCGCCAUGCUCAUCGUCGGCCGGAUCCUGCUCGGCUUCGGCGUUGGCUUCACAGCGCAGGCGGCUCCACUGUAUCUCGCCGAGACAUCACCGACCAGAUGGCGCGGCGCCUUCACCACGGCCUACCAUUUCUUCCUUGUCGCCGGCACGCUGGCCGCCAACGUCGCCAACUACUUCACCAACCGCAUCCCCGGCUGGGGCUGGCGCGUCUCCCUCGGCCUCGCCGCCGCGCCGGCCGCCGUCAUCGUCACGGGCGCCCUCUUCGUCUCGGACACCCCCAGCAGCCUCAUGUUGCGCGGCGAGCCGGACAGGGCCCGCGUGUCGCUCCAGCGCAUCCGCGGCGCGGACGCCGACGUGGAGGCCGAGCUCAAGGACAUCGCCCGCGCCGUCGAGGAGGCACGCCGGGACGAGGAGGGCGCGUUCAAGAGGCUGCGCGGCGUGGGGUACCGGCACUACCUGGUGAUGAUGGUGGCCAUCCCCACGUUCUUCGACCUCACCGGCAUGGUCGUCAUCUCCGUGUUCUCGCCGGUGCUGUUCCGGACGGUCGGGUUCAGCAGCCAGAAGGCGAUCCUCGGCGCCGUCACCGUCAGCCUCGUGAGCUUGUCCGGCGUCGUACUGUCCACCUUCGUCGUCGACCGGUGCGGCCGCAGGUUCCUGUUCCUCGCCGGCGGCACCACCAUGCUCAUCUUCCAGGUGGCCGUGUCAUGGAUCCUGGCGGACCACCUCGGGAAGCACGGCGCGGCGGCGGCGGCGAUGCCCCGGAGCUACGCGGUGGGCGUGGUGGUGCUCAUGUGCCUCUACACCUUCAGCUUCAGCCUGUCGUGGGGGCCGCUCAAGUGGGUGGUGCCGGGCGAGAUCUACCCCGUGGACAUCAGGUCGACGGGGCAGGCCAUCACCCUGUCCGUCGCGCUCACCCUCUCCUUCACGCAGACGCAGGUGUUCGUCUCCAUGCUCUGCGCCAUGAAGUACGCCAUCUUCCUGUUCUACUCCGGCUGGGUGCUGGCCAUGACGGUUUUCAUCGCGGCGCUCCUGCCGGAGACCAAGGGGGUGCCGCUGGAGGCCAUGCGGUCGGUGUGGGCGGGGCACUGGUUCUGGAGGAGGUUCGUCGUCUUGGACGCCAAGCAGGAGCUUGAUCAGCUGAACCGCAUGUGACAAGAAUCAUGCCGUGAAAGUCGUAUUAUUACCGGCCGGUAUCUUAGUGUGCAAUAAUGUGUUUGCCGUGGUUUAUAUGGGUUUUCAUGAAGAUCGUGAUUUCCACCAGAUAUGUUCCCAUUAUCAAUGGAGUUCUGUAGCUCGCUUCCGCGAUCUGCUCUUCCGCAAAGGCCGGUAUCUUCUUGCUCUCUCUUCUCUCCA